UAACUAGUCUAAAAAUAGUUACCAUUUAUAUCAUGUUGUAUGUUGGACAUGUGAUUCUUGUUUGUUGAGACGUGUGACUUUCCUUGCCGAGAAAUUCGUUUUAACUGCUGUCAUUUCUGCAAUGAGUAAGGCACAUCAACCAGAGUUGAAAAAGUAUCUCGACAAGCGUCUGAGACUAAAGCUCAAUGCAAAUCGAGAAGUCAUCGGUAUUCUGCGCGGUUUUGAUGCUUUCAUGAAUAUUGUUGUUAGUGAUGCCUAUGAAGUCACCAAGGAUGGUACUCAGAUCAAGAUUGAUAUGGCCGUUGUCCGUGGCAAUAGCAUUAACAUGGUGGAAGGCGUAGAUCGCAUUUAAGUGUAUAUAUUUACCUGUUUUUGUUCAAUAAACUAUUUUCUCUUUCCUUGG
This is a messenger RNA of Schistosoma turkestanicum, 403 nucleotides long. The record is from the annotation of a GenBank genome assembly. Lineage: Eukaryota; Metazoa; Platyhelminthes; Trematoda; Strigeidida; Schistosomatidae.